AUGACCAUUCCGUUGCAUUUGGGCGUCACCGAUGUGCCCAGUGUCAAAGAAAUACUUGGAUUCGGGUUUCAGGUCAGUUUUUUUGAUAUUUUGAGGCAAUUUGUUCACAAUUACUACCGUAACCCGUAAACGAAAAAAUGACUGUCAGUUUCAAGUGAUCCUGAAAUUGAGAUCCUCAAUUCUGUCAUGUUUGUAUAUCAAACUUGUUGAGUAUUGAGUAUGUUGGACAAUACCAUUAAUUCAAGUCUAUAUAUCUCAGCUGCCUGUAAAGAUAUGAAAAACUUGUCAACUAAGAAAUUAUUCAUUUGGAAAUUGUGCACAUUUCAUCAGUUGACAACUUUUCGAUACCUCUACCGGCAGCUGAGAUAUAUCGCCUUAAAGGAAGUGUCCUCAAAAAGUACUCUUUUUCUGCCCGUUCGGACAGCCACACUUCCCCGGUAGAGAUUAUUGAAAAGCAAUGAAAACGGGCGUCGAAAUUUGAAUAAUCCUCUUGUUUGCCACAAACCGUUUCGAUGGGUUUUUGAACAAACUCGGAAUGUUUCAAAAGGGAACAAAAGAGUGCAAUUUGUGAUGAGUUCAGCAAGCGAUGCUGUGCAUGUCCGGCCUUCUCGUCUACCCGUUCCUCAUCUCGAACUGCGCGUGUGCCGGAGCAGCGGCCGUUCAGCUCCGCGUCCAAUUGAUAUCGGCCACUUUUGUGUCGUGCGGAAUCGCCACCAUUCUACAGACUACAUUCGGCUUGAGGUGUGUUCAUAAUUGCAUUGUUUUUUUUUCUUCAUUGCACCAGAAACGAAUGCAUACUGUACAUAACGAAUCUUGUCAAGUUUGUGAAGCGCAAAAACCAAUUUUCAGAUUAUCAGUGCUUCACGGCCCCGCAAUGGCCUUUCUGCCGCCGUUAUUGGCCUACAAGCAACAGAAUCUGUGCCCGUACACGGAGCACGACGACGUGCCGCCCGAAUUCUGGAUGGGACGGAUGAGAGAGGUGCACUCACUCGGCGAUUUUUCCAUUCACAAAUUCCUGCUUUGAAACUGAAACCUAGUUGUGUGGCCUAGAAACAUCUUUUUUGACAUUUUUUGACGCUUGGAACAUGAUCAAGUUCAAUCAAACUCAUUGGGGAAGUCCUCUGGUUAUGAUGAUGCUGUGAAACAUGGGCAACAUUCUCAGAACGAUUCUCUAAUCCAAGAGACUUCCACACUAGAGUUGAGCGGAAGAACUCACGGAAGAAUUUUUUUUAUCUUUUUUAGAAAAUGUUUUCAUGGAAUGUGAUCAACUGACGAAAUGUAUAGCAAAGUGAACUGUGCUCAUGGAAAAAUAAUUGUAAAUUUAGCUUUUCAUACAAAAAAGUUAUUCAAGUUCCGUCUUCCGUUCGCCCCCUUUUUUCACGCAACAACUCGAAUAACUUUUUUGUAUGAAAAGUUAAAUUUACAAUUAUUUUUCUAUGAGCACAGUUCACUUUGCUAUACAUUUCGUCAGUUGAUCGCAUUCCAUGAAAAAAAUUUCUAAAAAAGAUAAAAAUUCUUCCGUUGAGUUCUUCCGCUCAACUCUGUUCCACACUCGUUCAAACUGUAACUAUUCGACAGUCCCUCACUUCGCCAAGUUCUAAAAUCGAAAUGGAUGAUUUGUUCAGAUCCAAGGAAGCCUCCUGGCCGCCUGUCUCGUCUUCGUCCUCGUCGGAAUGAGCGGAAUCGCGGGCCAUCUGUCCAACCUGAUCGGUCCGAUCACCAUCGUUCCGUUGAUGCUCCUGCUCACCUCUUCCAUUGUCCCGACAAUUGAGGAGAAGCUCUCUCUGCACUGGAUCUCUUUGGUGUCAGUCUCAAUUCCUACUCUAUUUCUCCAAUCUUUGCUUUCAGUAUGCUCUUGGUCGUUGUUUUGAUGGCUGUCUAUCUUGAGAAUACCCGUAUCCCUAUCUAUUAUUACAGUCGUCAGAAGAAGCAGAUGGUCUCCACAAGGAUUCGGUUGUUCGGACAGUUUCCAGUGAGUACCCUAGUCUUGUGUUGUGAUCUACCGUAAUCCGUGAUUUCUACAGUAUCUGCUCAGUAUGCUCCUCGUCUGGUUCAUCUGUUUUAUCAUGACUAUCACCGACCUGGAGCCCUACAACGGAGCAGCCAGGACCGAUAACAAUGUGACGAUGAUGGUGCUGAGGGAGUCGCCGUGGUUCCAAGUCCCUCUGCCACGUAAGUGUAAUCAAAGGUGAUCCAGUCCCCUUACAAUCCCGUGCUGCAGUCCCGUUCGGCACUCCGACCAUCGGCGCCGGCAUCUUCUUCGGCUACCUGGCCUCUUGCUUCGCCUCGAUCAUCGAGAACAUCGGCAGCUACGAUCUGCUCGCCCGGACGAGCCACCAGAAACCGCCGCCAAAGGACGCGGUGAACCGGGCGAUCGCAGUCGAGGGCAUCGGAUCGCUUCUCGCGGCGCUCGUCGGAGUGAGCAGCGGCGUGACGACGUACGCGGAGAACAUCGCGCUCAUCCACAUCACAAAAGUGGCGAGUCGGACGACGAUGCAGUUCGCCGGCGUCGUCCUCAUUCUGCUCGGCCUCUUCUCCAAGUUCGCCGCGAUUCUCGCCUCGAUUCCCGAUGCGCUCGUCGGCGGAAUCCUCACGAUGGGCAUCUCGAUGAUCGGCGGCGUCGCGUUGAGUAAUCUCCAGGUACGCGUGUCUUUUCGACAACAAUUCGCACAUUUUUCCAUAAUUACUUUGAUACGAGAAGAAAAAGCAGCCUUAAAGGAAUCAACGCAUGCUUACUUUUCAGUAAAUAAGAGCUUUUUGAAACGGAAAAGCGUUUCUGUUUAUGACUUACUUCCAAGUUGAACUAAAUCUCACAAAUUGUCACGUUUUUGCGCAGAAAUUGAGCUAUUUCGCUAAAAGUACGAUAGAGCGCGCUUUCCAGUUAUUGAACGAGUUCAAGCUCACUCACUUUUCCAGAUGAUCGACUUGAAACUGUGCCGUAACCUGUCGAUAAUGGGCCUCUCGCUGCUGCUCGGUCUCAUCGUCCCUCUUCACUUUGAAAAGCAUCCGUUGAACACGGGAAACGUGGAGUUUGACAAUAUUCUGAAUAUGUUGCUCAACAUCAAGAUGCUCGUCGGCGGCCUCGUCGCCACUUUCCUCGACAACACCGUUUCGGGGGCGAGCCGCGAGCAACGUGGCUUCCGCGAUCACCUUCUCGCUCCGUCCACGUCUUCUUCCGAAUCCGACUUCUCCUCGGACGCGUGUUCGGUGGAGAGCGACGCCUACGCAUUCCCCGACUCGUGCCAGCGCCUCCUACGCGCCGUCCCACUCCUUCAAAAGCUGCCAAUCCUGCCAACACUCAAAAAAUCUCACUUCAAAUCGAAUCGGGUCUAA
Molecule: messenger RNA, 3333 nt
Organism: Caenorhabditis sp. 36 PRJEB53466
Lineage: Eukaryota; Metazoa; Nematoda; Chromadorea; Rhabditida; Rhabditidae
Source: the annotation of a GenBank genome assembly